GGUAUAUUAUCAAAAUAGACUUUUGGAACCUAUUAUUGUGGCAGGUUCACUUUGGGGACACAUAAUCUCCGGAUUAGUUAAAAGAGGUAUAAAACUAUAUUGGAAAUAUAAGAAACAAGAUGUGCGAAAAUUAACAGGAGAAGUUCAUGAAAAAGUUGAAAGAAUUAUAACCGAUGAAAAGAAUGAACAAGGACAAGUUGUUCGUCAAAAAAUCACGACAAAAACCACCACAACUAUUACCGGAUCGUAUAUAUCAAGAGCUGCAGUAUUUCUGCUUCAACAUCAUCAUUUAACUGGUCGUUAG
This is a messenger RNA of Scutellospora calospora, 304 nucleotides long. The record is from the annotation of a GenBank genome assembly. Lineage: Eukaryota; Fungi; Glomeromycota; Glomeromycetes; Diversisporales; Gigasporaceae.